AUAGCCGACGAGUACGCCCCUUCGGAGCCCAGGUUUGUCCCCACUCUCGAAGCGUUUCUCACACUGCGGUGGAAGGAAAAAGUUGUCGCUGCUUCUCGACUGUAUGGUCAAGUCAGUCCACUCGGAGAGCUCGCCUGGCAAGCAUAAUCGACAAGCGUUGAAAAUUUUCUCGUUCCACGAUCCAUGCGCCUUUCAAUCUCAAUCCGCAAAUUAUUCUUGUUUCGAAAGCGAAAAAACAAAAAGAGAGCAAAUUUAUUGAAUCGUUAUCGGGUCGAAGAAACGCGUGGGUGGAAUAAACUUUCGAGCGGAUGUCAUCGGCGUGUAUUUUGAAUUGACCGCAUGUGCGUUGUUCAACGAUUGGCUCGAUCGGUCCAAACGAUUUUUGACUAUCUAUAUAUAUUCGGUUUAUUGAAGUGUUGUGUCAUCAUCAGUGAAGCAUCAAUAACGAUGUCAGAGGCAACACAGACAUCGAGGAAGUAGAAUAGUCAGCAGGUGCGAGCGAAGAGUUGCUCUUUAUAAAGUAGUUUGACGAAUGUGUAGAUCGGCUGUGAUAUUGUGUCGAGAAAAACAAAGGAUUCCGAUAAACAAAGAUAAUUUCCAUUGAAAGCUGUUUAAUUUAGGUUGGCCAGAGAGAAAAAACAUUCUUCGAUCGUGCGAUAAUGACAGUGCUAAGAAUGACAUCCCCGGUUACGCCACCGUCGACGAGUCCAGGUUCGCCGGAGCAGGCUCAGCCGCCUCAGCCAUCAACGCGACCGCCGACACAGCACAGGUUGAGUUUUUCUGUCGCUGCGUUGCUCGCCGACACGAAGAAAAGUCCGGAAACGCCUUCGAGGCAGACCUCCGUGUCACCGAGUUCCUCACCUUACCCAACGGUUCACCACAACAACAACAACAACAACAACAACAACAACAACAACUACUCGACAGCCUCACCGCCGCCAUUAAAUCUGCCAAAGUUCAAUGCCGAAGCGCUCUCGUCUCGUUACACGUCGCUGUUGGCAGGUGUCGCGAGUGAAUCCCUCAAAGAUCGCGUUAUCGAUCAACGCGUGCCUCUUCACUAUUCGACGACAGUCAGUCCGUCCUCUCGAUCGAUAGGCGACCCUUCGGCGACCUCGAAAUAUCCAGAUUCCGUCGAUUCGACGACGAGAGCAUCGCCUACCAGUCACAGCGUUUCGAGCAUGUUGGAUUACCGGAUUUCGGGCGCGCCCUCCCUCAAUUCCAGUGGCACCAAAAGCCCCGUAAUCGUUUCCUCUCUCUCGCCAAAACUCUCCUCCACGAGUCACGGCUUCAUCCAAGAUUUUGCGGCACACUCCCCGAGAAGCUCACACGAAGAAGGCCGCUCCCGCUGCUCUGAAAUCGACGACAUGGAAGACGAGGACGAAGACAGCCUCGUUGACGUUGAAGACCUUCAACAAAACAGUGGCAGCCCUGCACCUCUCAGACCUACGCCGGCUUACAUCGGUGGCUUCUCCACUCUUGGCACCAUCUCAGGCCUAUCAGCCAGUUUGCAUCCUGCCGUUUGGGGAGCAGCGGGACAUCCCAACCCAGCAGCAGCCGCAGCUGCCGUUGCCGCCGGAUACUUUCCUGCACACUUCUCUCAUCAUGCGCCUCUCAAUGAAAAUGGCGAACCGGCCAAGAUCAAGUGCAAUCUGAGGAAACACAAACCAAAUCGCAAGCCAAGAACACCGUUUACGACUCAGCAGCUUCUCGCGCUGGAGAAAAAGUUUCGGGAGCGGCAAUAUCUCAGCGUUGCCGAGAGAGCCGAGUUUUCCUCGUCCCUGCAUCUCACCGAGACUCAGGUCAAAAUUUGGUUCCAAAAUCGACGCGCCAAAGCGAAGCGGCUCCACGAAGCUGAAAUAGAGAAACUGAGAAUGUCGGCCGUCAGACAACAUCACAACAAUUUGUACGGCUCUCAUCACUCCCUUUUGGGUCCUGCUGGUCUGUAUUCUGUCGGUAUGCUUUCGCACCCGGGACUGAGCGCUCAUCACGCGAUUAGUCAACAUCAAUCCAGGGAAUAAAUUUCUCCGGGUCAACUUUUUCCUCGUUUUUCAAUGCAGCUUCCGAACGGGAGUACCGCGGGAGUGUUGCUCCCGUAAUUCGACUUGAAAUGAAGCAAACUCGAAUGGAUACACUCGAGCGGUGAGAUUUUUUCACGGGAAUCAACGCAUCGGUGAGGAGCACUGCUCAUUUCCGGUCAAACUGUAAAUAAUUUCGAACGAAAUGUACAUAAAUAAGGUCGCUUGUUAGUGAUAAAGGGUCUCGCCUCGUCAGGAAUCCUGUAAAUAUUGCAUAUAAUUGUUCACAGUGAGAUUACGAGCGUUCAACAUCAUUUAUUCGUUUUUGUAUAAAUGUAAAAGAGUCGUUAGUGCUAGAAUAUGUACAUAAACACACCGAAAAGAAGAGAAAUAUUUAAUAAAACGUACCGUGAGAUAAUGAAAA
Molecule: messenger RNA, 2439 nt
Organism: Venturia canescens
Lineage: Eukaryota; Metazoa; Arthropoda; Insecta; Hymenoptera; Ichneumonidae
Product: muscle segmentation homeobox-like
Exons: 3
Coding region: 660-2018 (452 amino acids)
Biological process (GO): regulation of transcription by RNA polymerase II; embryonic morphogenesis
Cellular component (GO): nucleus
Molecular function (GO): RNA polymerase II transcription regulatory region sequence-specific DNA binding; DNA-binding transcription factor activity, RNA polymerase II-specific
Source: RefSeq, a predicted model, not a curated record